AUGUCUACACAUUGGGUGAAAGGUCGAGGAUCACAAAUGUUACGUGUCAUAAAGAAGUACCUACGUUUUGUGGGCCCAGGGUUAAUGGUUGCAGUGGCAUAUAUGGAUCCUGGGAACUAUUCAACUGCCGUGGCUGCGGGUUCAGUUUAUCGGUAUAAGUUGCUCUUUAGUGUGAUGAUGUCCACAUGUUUAGGAGUAUAUCUUCAAGUACUUUCAGCCAAAUUGGGGGCAGUCACAGGACUUGAUUUGGCAUCUAAUUGUCGAGAACAUCUUAGUUACAAGACAAAUCUUUUCGUCUAUAUAAUGACGGAAAUUGCAAUCAUUGCUACAGAUUUGGCAGAAGUGGUUGGAUGUGCUGUUGCCAUAAACAUCAUUUUUGGAUUGCCCUUAAUAUUGGGAGUGUUAGUUACGGUAGUGGAUGUUUUGGUGGUUCUUAUGGCAUAUAGACCCAAUGGUCCAAUGCUUUUCAUUAGAAUCUUUGAAGGGUUUGUUAGUUUAUUGGUGGCUGCUACAGUAGUAUGUUUUGCCUUUGAGUUAUUGCAAGUAAGUCACGAUGAACAAAUCAAUUUCAAAUUGGGGGAAGUUCUUAGUGGAUUUCUCCCUUCAUCCGAAGUGGUGGAAAUUUCUAAAGAACAUCAUAAUACUCUGGGCUUGUUUCUUUCCCUUGCCAUUUUAGGUGCUACAGUUAUGCCUCAUCUGUUGUAUUUGGGUUCAGGUUUAGUACAAGCUCGUCUUAAAGAAUAUGACAUUAAAUCUGGGUUUUUCAUACCGAAGAGUUUACGUCAUACAUCAGCAUCUUCUUCUUCCUCAAAGGAUGUCACUACAAUAGUAGAUAAUGAUACUACUCUUGCUCAUGAACUGCUGGAUGAACAUGACCAUUUAAUGAGUGGUACUGAACAAGAGUAUCCACAUAAAACAGCGGAAGAGAAUUUAACAACUGCUAAUAAUGAAGAUGAAGAUGAAGAUGACAUCUAUCGUCCUCUGAUUCAUGCUAUAAAAGAUACCAUGGCUUACACAUUAACAGAAUUGGUGAUAUCUUUGUUCACGGUUGCACUUUUCGUUAACUCUGCCAUUUUGAUUGUGGCUGGUGCAACAUUAACUUCAAGAUCCGAUCAUAGACGAAGAGAUGACGAUGACAAUGAUGACUAUGAUUCAGAUGAUGACAAUACCAAUUAUGAAUCUGCUGAUUUAUAUACCAUUUACAAUUUACUCAGUCGGCAUUUGAAUCCUACAGCCGGAUUUGUAUUUGCUCUUGCAUUACUUUGUUCAGGUCAAUCAGCAGGAGUUGUUUGUACACUUGCAGGUCAAAUGGUUAGUGAAGGGUUCAUGAAUUGGUCUUUCCCUCCAGUUGUUCGUCGUUUGAUCACCAGAUUGCUAGCCAUUGUUCCUUGUGUUAUUGCAGUGAUGAUAACUGGACGUAAUGGAUUAUCACAAGUGUUGAACUACAGUCAAGUUGUUCUUUCCAUACUUUUACCUGCGGUAACAGCACCAUUGAUUUAUUUCACGUGCAGCAAGAAGAUCAUGAGAGUUCCUAUUUAUUUCCAAGACGAGAUCGAAGUUGACACCAUAGUUGAUUUUGAAAGCACCAUUGAUAGAAACAAUAACAACGCCCAUGAUUCUUCUUCUCAUAGGAAGUAUACCGCGACUCAACCGGCUAUAAGACUCCAAGAGUUACGGAACUCACACCCAUGUUCCGCGUGGGAUGAUGAAGACGACGACGAGGGCAUUCAUAGAUUCGGGUUAAUGGAAUCAUCGUCUCAAAUAUCAGUAGGUACGGUUGCUCCAACCCCAGGUACCAGUGGGACCAAUUUGGUUCAUUCUGGAAUGGCUGCAGCGGCCGCCGCUAAGGCUACCAUUAAGAAUACUUCUAGAUCACGUAGUCUGCUGAUCACACAGGUUACUUCAAGCAACACUCUCACGAACGAUGACGAUGAUGAAGAUGAUAACGUUCGACUCAUUAAAGGCUAUAAGGACAUGAGUAAUGGUCGUAUUGGUACGACGAUUGCGGUUACAGUUUGGAUCUUUGUGACUGUCCUUAAUGGGUAUUUGAUAUUGAGUGUAUUUGAAGACUAA
Molecule: messenger RNA, 2073 nt
Organism: Lizanozyma spartinae
Lineage: Eukaryota; Fungi; Ascomycota; Pichiomycetes; Serinales; Debaryomycetaceae
Product: divalent metal ion transporter
Exons: 1
Coding region: 1-2073 (690 amino acids)
Biological process (GO): intracellular manganese ion homeostasis; iron ion transport
Cellular component (GO): plasma membrane
Molecular function (GO): manganese ion transmembrane transporter activity; cadmium ion transmembrane transporter activity
Source: RefSeq, a predicted model, not a curated record